UAAUUCACUAACUAACCAUCUUUUCUUCUAUAGCAAGCAUGGCUAGAGGUCCCAAGAAGCAUUUGAAGCGUCUGAACGCACCCAAGAAAUGGAUGUUGGACAAGCUUUCCGGAAAGUUCGCACCUCGACCCAGCGCAGGACCCCAUAAACUGAGGGAGUCAAUGCCUCUGAUCGUUAUCAUCAGGAACAAGCUGAAGUACGCACUUACCUACAGCGAGACUAAGAAAGUCACCAUGUCUCGUGCCAUCAAAGUUGAUAACAGAGUCCGAACUGACAUUGGCUUCCCUGUUGGAUUCCAAGAUGUUAUCACCAUCGACAAGACUGGCGAGCACUUCAGAAUGCUGUUUGACGUAAAAGGACGUUUCCUGAUUCACAGAAUAAAGAAAGAAGAGGCUGCUUACAAGCUCUGCGUUGUAAAGAAACUUUCAACUGCUGCUAAGGGAAUCCCAGUACUCAUCACCCACGACGGACGUACUAUCAGGUAUCCAGACCCAGACUGCAAGGUUCACGACACCAUCAAGUUGGACAUUGAAUCUGGUAAGAUCCUCGACCACAUCAAAUUCGAGCCCGGCAACCUUGCCUACAUCACUGGAGGUCAGAAUUGUGGACGUAUCGGAAUUAUCACCCACAAGGAGAAACAUCCUGGAAGUUUCGACAUUGUGCACGUCAAGGACUCAGUAGGUCACAGUUUCGCUACUCGACUCAGUAACGUGUUCCCCAUCGGCAAAGGCAAGCAAGCCUGGAUCUCACUACCAAGAGGCAAGGGAGUCAGACUGAGUAUCGCAGAAGAGAGGGACAGAAAACUUGCAGCUAAGGCCAAGGAAAUGUAAAUUAUUGAUAAUUUUUUAAUUUAUCCUAA
Bolinopsis microptera is the source of this 859-nucleotide messenger RNA. Its product is annotated as small ribosomal subunit protein eS4-like. The record is from RefSeq and is a predicted model, not a curated record. The transcript has a single exon. Gene Ontology annotation, molecular function: RNA binding; structural constituent of ribosome. Gene Ontology annotation, cellular component: cytosolic small ribosomal subunit; ribosome. NCBI's taxonomy places the organism in Eukaryota, Metazoa, Ctenophora, Tentaculata, Lobata, Bolinopsidae. Gene Ontology annotation, biological process: translation. The coding region runs from base 39 to 830 and encodes 263 amino acids.